This is a messenger RNA of Ziziphus jujuba (common jujube), 724 nucleotides long. RefSeq lists its product as uncharacterized. The transcript has 4 exons. The record is from RefSeq and is a predicted model, not a curated record. Bases 330 to 596 code for a protein of 88 amino acids. NCBI's taxonomy places the organism in Eukaryota, Viridiplantae, Streptophyta, Magnoliopsida, Rosales, Rhamnaceae.
GUAGAAUGAAAUCCCAAAGUGGCCACGUAGUUUAUAACAUUGAAACCUGAAAACUCCCGAAGCUUCAUCCAGCAUCCACAUCCAGAUAAACGCUGUGGAUUUUCCUAGUAUCCACACAUAAGAGCUUCAGGCUUACCAUUCUUUUCUCGGUUUGUUCCUCUUGCUUUUUUGUCGUGCUCUUCUUAUCUCAGACAAGUUUUCAGAUCGAAAACAGUUUUUUAUUUUGAAUUUGGCAGUACACUACAGGCUGCAGUUUACUUGGUGAGGUUGUUUUUUAUACUUUGAAUAGAGAUCAUUAUCAGCUAAAACAAGUUGCAAGCAGAAGCUAUAUGCGAGGAAUAGCUGCAUUAACACCUGCAAAGAACAAAUUCAAGCAAAUCUACCCUUUGAAAGGAUCAUGGGGUAAUGCAGCUACUUCAACACCAAAGAAACAGAGAAACAAUGAGCCUGGGGAAGAAAGAGGACCAGUUACAAAAGAAAAGGAUGUUCCUGUUGUUGCCUUUAGCCGACCUCCACCACUCCCGCCGGUUGUUGGGCCUUUGGUUCUUCUCUCCUUGCUGGAAACAUGGUCUGGUCGCGAUGGCAAUGACAACUGAAAGUGAGACGAUAUGCAAAAUCAAUCCUACCCAAAUGCCAGUUUGCUGCUGCUGUUAGCUGAUCAUCUCCUUUAUAAACAUGUUUCACAUUGAACCUGACAUUCUGGCCCAUGCUUACAGUAAGCUGA